Ceratitis capitata (Mediterranean fruit fly) is the source of this 984-nucleotide messenger RNA. Its product is annotated as low molecular weight phosphotyrosine protein phosphatase 1. NCBI's taxonomy places the organism in Eukaryota, Metazoa, Arthropoda, Insecta, Diptera, Tephritidae. The transcript is spliced from 3 exons. Gene Ontology annotation, cellular component: cytoplasm. The record is from RefSeq and is a predicted model, not a curated record. Gene Ontology annotation, biological process: protein dephosphorylation. Gene Ontology annotation, molecular function: acid phosphatase activity; non-membrane spanning protein tyrosine phosphatase activity. Bases 242 to 718 code for a protein of 158 amino acids.
CCGGCUGCAUCCGUAUGCCAAGCUAACAUAGUUUCUUCUUUUGCUCCACUUUCGGUGACUAAAAGCUGCUGUUACUGUUACGUCACGUAACGUAAACAAACGUUACCUUACCAUCAUAUGUUUCGUUUGACAAAUCAACAAAUGUCAACAAAUGUCAAAUAAGACAUCCUCAAUAUAAACACAACACACUCUAUUGCAUUUUUCAAGUGAAACAUUCGAAUUCUGAUAAAACCACGCCACAAUGGUCAAGAAAAUUCUAAUGGUUUGCUUAGGUAAUAUCUGCCGGUCACCUAUUGCCGAAGCAGUUAUGAUUGAAACCAUCGAAAAAGCCGGCACAUCCGCCGAAUGGAAGGUUGAUUCCGCGGCUAUUGGUGAUUGGCAUCGUGGCAAUCCACCAGAUCAUCGUGCACUGAGCACAAUGACUAAACACAAUAUUAAAUACAACAAUAAGGCAAGGCAAAUUAAAAAACAAGAUUUUCACGAUUUCGACUACAUUUUCGGUAUGGACGAGGAAAAUAUGAGUGACUUGCGUUCGCUGGCUCCACCUAGCUCGAAGGCUAAGUUAUUAAUGCUCGGCGAUUUUGGCUUGGACAAGGGUGAUCGCAUUAUCGUAGAUCCUUAUUAUCAACGUGGAGAUGCCGGUUUUGAAAAAGCUUAUCAGCAGUGUGUGGUUGCCUGCGCUGCGUUUUAUGAACAAGCUGUUGCGGGUAAAAUUUAAUCUAGAAAUACCCCUUUAUACAUCCCGAAUUUAGUUGUUAAUGUAAUGGAAUGAAGUAAUAUACUUCGCCUCUCAUGUUAAGAACAAAUCAGCUGAUAUAAGUUAUACAUAUAUAUAUGUACAUAGUAAAAUAUAUUUAAAGCGCAACAAAUACAUGUAUAAUAAAAUUGCGAAAUUAAACUUUUUUCUCUUAAGAAUAGAGUAAAAGCAAGAAGAAAUUGUUGUGAUUGUGCCAAGCAUUUAUGUAUACAACAUAGUGGAUGCAG